This is a messenger RNA of Caenorhabditis auriculariae, 4113 nucleotides long. The record is from the annotation of a GenBank genome assembly. Lineage: Eukaryota; Metazoa; Nematoda; Chromadorea; Rhabditida; Rhabditidae.
AUGGGCGCCGCAGGUGUGAUCUCCCUGACGGCAGUACUUCUGUGGACGCUGGCAUCUGCUCAGCAGUACAAAGAAGCCGUCGACUUGACCAUGCAGAACCACGACCAGAUCAUGGCCAGCGCUCAGGUUUGAUUUCAGUUAUACUGACCGGAUUGCUUCCUUAAGGUUCUCUCAAAGUUUGAAAAGUCAUGAAAUUCUUGAAAAAUUUUGAAACGGUUGGACGUUCCAUUAUGGCUGUAUUUUCGACACUAAAAAAACCAUUUUGAAAAAAAAAGGGAGGAUUCCUGUUUUCAUUUGAUCUUGCUAGUGUAUUUGGACAUGAAAGAAGGAAGAAUUUGAAAAAUAGAGGGGAUAAAUCUUCUUUUUUUUGUGCUUCAAAAAAAAACCUUCAGUUUUGAUUGGUUCACUUUUAUUUUAAGCUUUCAAAUUUUUUUUUUUGAAAAGAGUGACACUGGAAAAAUGCCGCUGAGUCUGAUGAAACAGUUUUGAGAAAGACUUUGUUUUCUGAUACCUUUUUCUAACUUAUGAACUUCCUUGAAAGCUUCUUUGUCGCAAGCCCUUAAUAAAAUUCCUUGAAGGUCGUUUUCGUGGCAUUCUGCGCGGAUUGGUGUCCGUUUUCAAGACGACUCAAGCCCGUCUUCGAGGAAUCGGCCGUGACGUUCCAUCGCGAGAAUCCGACGGCUUCUGUCAUCUGGGCCAUCGUCGACAGUCAACGUCAAGUUCGUUUCCUUGGGGAUUUUUUGGUUCUUCUCCUUAAAAACUUCUAGAUGACGUCAUGGAUAGAUUGGAAUGACGUCAUUGACAGAAAAAAUAAUAAAACUUACCCAUGAACCCAUUUUUUCCAAACUUUUAUUCUGGUUCUUCUCAUUGUUUCAAAAAUGUGCUUAGUUUUUUCUAAAUGAUACCCGAAAUCAUUCUUAAUGACGUCAUUGAUAGAAUGCUUAAAUUUUUCGAAAUGACGUCAUGAAUUUCUUUUUAUGACGUCAUUGACAAAACCCUGCUUGAGCUCACCCUCAAAUUCGAAUUUUUCAAACUUGUUUCAUUAGUUUUCUUUUUUGAAGAAAUUUUUUGAGAUGGUGCUUGAAAUGUUUUCAAUGACGUCAUUGACGUAACCUGGGCAGUUUUACCUUUAAAUUGAGAGUUGUUCUCAUCGAUUUUUUGGCUGAAUGCACCUUUUUGACGUUUUAUUAUCUCCAUAAAUGGCUCAUCAAUCAUCCAAAAUUUUUCAGGCCGACGUUGGCGAGAAAUAUUUCGUGAACAAGUACCCGACAAUGAAAGUCUUCGUCAAUGGAGAGCUCAAUCAGAAGGAGUAUAGGUAAGAUUUUCCCAGCUUUUUCCAAGAACCACAUCUUUUUUUAGGUCUACGAGAUCAGUAGAGGCACUAACCAACUUCGUCAAGUACCAGCUUUCCACCGCAAUCAACGAGUUCUCGUCGGAACAUCAGCUCGAGGCGGCGCUGGAUCGGACCAAAAGGAAUAUCAUUGCCACCAUGCGGAAAGAUGGACCCGACUAUGCCAACCUCAAGGUUUCGAACUUCGAAAUUUUUCGUGGUUCCUAAAUUAAUUUUCAAUGGCCUCUUUAGAAGGCACUCCAGGAACUAGUUUUUUUCAGUCCAAAGAUUCUAUUCACUUUAGGAGUUUUAGUGUUUAUCUUUCUAGGUAAUAUUUUUUUCAAGAAAUCUUCUCGAUGAAGUGUUAAAUUCACGAAAUUUCAGAAAGUGGCCUCGCUUCUGCGAGAAGACUGCACCUUCUGGGUGCCAACAGACGAGCUCGGAGCUCAGAAUUCCGAGAAGAAGCUGGAGUACCUCGACCCCGACUCUGCUGAGAAGCAAUUGGUGGGUCAAUCAGGUUUCUGUGUUAAACGGGGGCUCACAACUCUAAGAAUAGACGUCUACACAGAUAACAGCAGGAAUCUCAAUUUAGACCUGCCAAGAGUAUUUGGGCAAUUUUUUGAAAAAUUCCAAGAAAACCACCCUUGUUAAACCUUUUUGAAGUUUCAUACACAGCUGAAAAGAAGGAUCUUCUUCCAUUUUUGUUUGUUUUUCUUUCAGUACUCUGGAAAAUUGGACGACUACGAGUUCCUGAAGCAGUGGGUUACUGACAAGUGCAUUCCGCUCGUUCGGUUGGUCUUUUUUUUACCGACUUUCGAUAAAUUGUUUAUUGAAGUUCCGUACUGUGUGAUCUGGAUUUGAUUUGAGUCAUUUUCAUCCAAUCCUGAGUUUUGAAUUUUGAGAAAUACCGAUUAGAGAUUGCUGGAUUUUUGGCUUUUCAAGACUUUCCAAAGUUGAGGCAUUAUUUUUUUUUUUCGGCGAGGUUGCCUUCGAAAAUGUGGAAUAUUUGAGUAAUGUUCCUGAUUUUCCUUGCAAAAACUGGAAUUUUUAACUUACAGUCCAAUUUUAAGAAGAGUUUUGGAGUUCUCGGUUUUCUAAGGUUCCCAAAAUUGAAACUGAUUUUUUUCAGUGAGGUUACUUCCAAAAAAGUGAGAGAUUUGAGUCAUUUUCCUAAAAAACGGAUGUUUUGAUUUAAAUACACGAUUUUAAGAAGGCUAUUGAAAUUCUAGGAUUUUUUUAUGGUUGCUUGAAGUUGAGCCAUUUAUUUUUUUCAGUGAGGUUACUUUCGAAAAUGUAAAAUACUCGAGUCGUUUUUCCUACGAAAACACUAAAAAAAUUUUUUUGAUUUAAAUUUAAAUUUUGAGUUCACAGCUUGAUUCUGAAAAAGAGUUAUAGAACCCAAGGGUUUUUCAAAGCUACCCAUAUUUGAGCCAUAUCUUUUUUUUGAGUGAGGUUACUUUCGAAAAUGUGGAAGAGCUGACUGAAGAAGGAAUGCCGUUCCUCAUCUAUUUCCGCGAUCCGAACGAUCGCAGCGGCGACAAAGCCUUCGCCGACGUCGUUAGUUCAUUUCACACCUUCAAGCUGAAAUUCGCACUUGAAACAGACGAAAAAGGUACAUUUUCAGGUGGCUAGGGAGCUCUAUGACCAGCGAUCCUCCAUCAAUCCGCUCUUGGCCGACGGAUUCAAGUUUGCGCAUCCUUUGAAGGUAUAUUCAAGUUUCAUUUUUUUGUUUUAAAAAAAUGAAAUGGUUAGAUAAAAAAAUCAAUAAUGAAAAAUUUUUUUUUACGAAAAUUGUUGAAAUUCUAAAUAGCUUGUAUUUUUUUCAAGGUGCUGUAUGAUCCAUGCAAAUUUGAAAAAAAAUUUGAAAUUAAAUUUAAAGGAGCAGGAGUUGCGCACCAAGCGGUAUUUUGAAGCGAAAAAUGACGCUCAAGUUGAUUUUCAUAGUUAGAAAAUUGAGUUACAAGCAAAAAGCUUAGUUUUUCUCACAGUUAAUUCAUCGGCUGAAUAGAGAAGGUUCUAGUUUUUAUAAAGCUUAAUAAUUGAAAAAUAUGAAAAAUUAGGUCUAAUUUAAAUUUUCAAUAAGUAACGGGUGGGAAAAGGCGUAUAAAAAACAACAUUCAAGAAAUCGGUCGCAAAAUGCGUUUUUAAAUGAAGAGGCCGUCAUUCAGCCCCAAAAAAAAUUAAGAAAAAAUGUUUUUCAAGUUUUUGAAACGUUUCUCAACUCAUUGAGUUAUAUUGUUUUUUGGGUUUUUGUACAUUUUUAGUGUUGCAGCACCUCGGAAAAACGAAAGAAGACCUGCCAGUUCUGGCGAUCGACUCGUUCCAGCACAUGUACCUGUUCUCCGACAUGACCCAAAUGAACACUCCCGGAAAACUGCGCGAGGUUUUCCGGCUUUUUUGGAAAGCUUUAUCAUUUUUUCCGUUGCAGUUUGUGAUGGACUUGCAUUCCGGCAAGCUCCACAGAGAGUUCCACGAGAACAUGGAUCAGAGAAUGAUCGACCUGGCCAAGGCGAAGGCCGCCCGGGGAAUCACCGAUGAUCACGGAGCUCAGGUGAAAACAUUUCCUUUUUUGUUCAACGAGAAAAUGCGCCAAUUUUAAUGGUUGGUUUUUCUAGAAAACGAAAAAAAAAGACUCAAGAAGAUAACUACUUCAAGGUUGGGAAAAUAUCGCUUUUCAGGCCCCAGCCGCUCGGCCAGAAGAAACUACACCUCCACCCUCCGUCUUCAAGGAGCUCAAGCCGAGUGACAAGCGUUAUUCGAUCCUUCAAAAAACCGAACUGUAG